Molecule: messenger RNA, 2194 nt
Organism: Phragmites australis (common reed)
Lineage: Eukaryota; Viridiplantae; Streptophyta; Magnoliopsida; Poales; Poaceae
Product: SUN domain-containing protein 2-like
Exons: 3
Coding region: 461-1828 (455 amino acids)
Biological process (GO): nuclear envelope organization
Cellular component (GO): nuclear envelope
Molecular function (GO): protein-membrane adaptor activity
Source: RefSeq, a predicted model, not a curated record
GAAAUGUGGCUGCGAUCCCACUUCCACCCUUCUCCUCCGCAGCGUCGUGCGCGAACGUGUGAAAUCCUCGUCCCGACCCUGUCCUUCCUCUCCCAACCUUUGCCGUCCUCCUGCCUCCUCGUCGCGCACGCGCACGCGCACGCUCACCUCGCCGGCGGCCUGCCGGGUUGUCGCGCGCGCCCUUCUCUCGCCUCCCCGUUCUUUCCUCACGCCAACCGUCAAGCAAACCCUGGUCGCCCGACCGCCGAGCACAUCUUGAGGGGGUCCUUUAACUGAAGGGCCUCACCUCGAAUUCUCUUCUGCUUGCUGGUCGCCCUCCUCCGCGUCCCCUUUGCUUUGCUGGUACAGGACUGGCGUGGAGCGCAGAUCCGUCCGGAAAGGGAUCCGGACUUCGAUUGGAUUCUCCUUUUGUUGGUUUAUUAUUAUUUCCAGUUUAUUAUCUACUUUGUAGUGGGCAACAAUGUCAGCUUCAACUGCUGCAAUUCCGACUGCGAACACAAAUGGAAACCAUGCAUUAAGUUUGGACUCACAUUCCAGCCAAGAUGCUAGGCGGCGAACAGUUGUUGUUGCAAAGAAGAAAGCCACACCUGAACUUCUUGCUGAGGGUGGAAGCAAUGCGGUCUCAGAAGAUAAGAUUGCUAGCAAGAAGGAUCUUAUUCAUACUAUCCGUGGAGAGUCAGUUCUUGACAAGUCAAAAUAUUCAACUGAGGCAAGAAAAAAUGUUGCUUCUGGAGCUGCUGCUGAACGUCAUCAGAAAGGUGCUACUAAACAAGAAAAAACCAAGUGGGAAACUGCCUUAAGUGUGCUGGUGAAGCUUUGCCUUCUUAUUUCAGCUAUUGCUUGGAUGGGGCAGUUCUUCUGGAGAUGGAAAAAUGGUGAAUUGUCAUUUACAGCACUAGAUAUGGAGAGCAGGCUAUCCAAGGUGGAAGGGUUCAAGAAGACAACCAAGAUGCUUCAGGUACAGCUGGACAUUUUAGAUAAGAAGCUAGGAAAUGAGAUUGAAAAAACAAAAAGGGAUAUCACUGAACAAUUUGAAAACAAGGGUAAUAAGUUAGAGACAAAGAUGAAGACAUUGGAAGUCAAGACUGACGAAUUGGAUAAGUCUCUAGCUGAGCUGAGGGACAUGGGUUUUGUUUCUAAGAAAGAAUUCGAGGAAAUUCUGACUCAGUUGAAGAAAAAGAAGGGUUUGGAUGGUACUGACGAUGACAUAAGUUUGGACGACCUAAGGCUAUAUGCCAAGGAGAUAGUUGAGAUUGAGAUAGCAAGGCAUUCAGCGGAUGGCCUUGGAAUGGUGGAUUAUGCACUAGGAUCUGGUGGGGCUAAAGUGGUAAGCCAUUCAGAACCUUUCCAGAAUGGCAAGGCCUUAUUCCCUGGUCGCAGUGGCGUGCAUGCAACAGCUCAAAAGAUGCUGGAGCCAAGUUUUGGGCAGCCAGGAGAGUGUUUUGCAUUGAAAGGAAGUAGUGGGUUUGUGAAUAUCAAGCUAAGAACAGGAAUAAUCCCUGAGGCGGUCACUCUAGAGCAUGUUGACAAGAGUGUGGCCUACGACCGAUCUAGUGCUCCAAAGUAUUUCAAGUUCCAUGGAUGGUACCAAGGAUUAUCGGAUGAUUCAGAUAAGAAUUUAAAUUCGAUGGCAACUUUAGGGGAGUUCUCUUAUGACCUUGAGAAGAGCAAUGCCCAGACCUUCCAACUAGAGAGAACCACCGAUUCACGGGUUGUCAACAUGGUUCAGUUUGACUUCUCCUCAAACCACGGUAACUCGGAGCUUACAUGCAUCUAUCGCAUCAGGGUGCAUGGUAGUGAGCCUGGCUCCCUCAGUAUUGCAGCAUGAAGCCCUGAUCUGAGAGUUGCUGCAUGCCUGAGCUUCACAAGAUUCUUGCAGCCUUUUUGCCCAUGUGAGCUUUCUUUAGCAUUCAGCACUUCAUGCGCCUGCCACAGUUCUUGGGCAACUAUAUUAAUUGUGGAAAGAAUGCCAGGGUGUAGCGCAAGGGAAGGUUUGGCUCGUUACAAAUGACCAGCCUAAAUUGCUAUGGUUGAUUUUAGUCUGUAGUGUAGGAUCCUGACUCGCUAUGAUUGUGUUGUAACUGUUGUCAAUACUGUAAUGUUGAAGUAAGAUUAUCCAUGGGUGUGUCUGCAUGGUGGCAGGUUUGGUUUAAGGCAUCCGUAUAAUACUAUUACAACAUCUUUUAUAAUACUA